CCUGUUCAUUAUUCACUGUGCCACAACAUGCAGACACUGGAGUCCAACUCAAUUACACCAGAUAGUCAUUUAGAGAGACCAUUAUUCUACACAACAGCAUACAUAUGCACAUAACUGAAAGAGCAAACCAAAAUGGCAUUUCUCAUUAUCUUUUUCUAUGGGUUUAUAACAUAUCCUUGAUCAUAUCCUUUGAUGGUAAUUAAUUUUUGGCUUCUUGCUCUUUUAGUGUGUAAAUUAUUGUGCCGCUGUCUCUUUAAAAGGCAGGACCGUGUGGUUACACCUCCACUCCCUCUCUCAUUCUGUAGAUGAUGUCACUGUGGCUUCCCUUAGACCUUGGACAAAUGAUGUGGGUCUCUGUUUGGCGUUCCUCCUCUUUCCCACCUCCUUUCUCGCUCUCUCUCUCUCUCUCUCUCUCCCCCAGUGUCUCCAUCUCAUACUCCACUGCUCUCUUCAUCAACGGAGGGACAGCAGCUGAGGAAACUUGAUAGCACUCCAUCCCCUUCUCUUCUCCUCUUCCCUUUUUCUUAAUCUCCCUCUUCUUCUCUCUAUCCCUCUCUCAUUCUUCAGCAGCGAUGUAGUUCUCUGUCAAACUUUAACAGCUGUUUGGCAUUGAAGCCUUGACUGACAUCCAUCUCUCCUGGACCUCUAUGGAGUCGUUCCCUGCUUCUUUUUGAGAUCUUUCCAGAGUCGCCUCUCUUCAUUCGUCUUGUGUUUACGUUGUCGCUUUGGUGUGUUUGGAUCAUGGCCAUGAAGGAAACUAUACUCCCUAUCAGCGAGGUGUCAAUUCCGUACCCGGAGGUCGUGGAACUCAAUGUGGGCGGACAGGUGUAUGUCACCAAGCGCUCCACUCUGGUCAGCGUACCUGACACCACCCUUCACACCAUGUUCACAAGAUGCAACCCGCACGAGUUGCCCCGCGACAGCCGAGGACGCUUCUUCAUCGACCGCGAUGGCUUCUUGUUCCGAUAUGUGCUGGACUUCCUACGGGACCGCCAGCUCGUGCUACCCGAACACUUCCCAGAGCGGGAGCGUCUUCAGCGCGAGGCCGAGCACUUCCAGUUAGGGGAACUUCUGAGACUUCUAGGCCCGCGUGUAGCCAAGCAAGGCUCGCUCAACGACGAAGGCUGCCAGAGUGACAUUGAGGAAAGUUCACAGAGUAGCGAGUUGGUGACUCGAACUGGAAACAGCGCCACCAACUACGCAACUUCCUCUUCUGCCCUGGACAAGAGGUCAGGGUUCAUUACGAUUGGUUAUCGGGGAUCCUACACGAUGGUGAGGGAUAACCAAGCUGAUGCUAAGUUUCGGCGCGUGGCACGGAUCAUGGUCUGCGGGCGUAUCGCUCUGGCGAAGGAGGUGUUUGGGGACACUCUAAAUGAAAGUCGGGAUCCUGACCGUCCACCAGAAAAAUACACCUCGCGCUUCUACCUAAAGUUCACCUACCUAGAGCAAGCGUUCGACAGGUUGAGCGAGGCUGGGUUCCAGAUGGUGGCCUGCAACUCAACCGGAACAGCUGCGUUCGUUAACCAGUACAGAGACGACAAGAUCUGGAGCAGCUAUACGGAGUACAUUUUCUUCAGACCUGCCUGCAAGUCAGCAUCCCCUAAACUGGAGCGUGAGGAGCCCAAGUCUGAGAAACUGCUGGAUAAGGCCAGUGAGAGCGGAGCCUCGUUGAACGAGCUCUCCACAUCCAGCUCUGAGACCCACUCAGAGGCCACAUCUCCCCAGGACGGGGGCCCCAUCCUGGUGUCUCGUGGUGAGGUCGUGGGGGGCUCCCUGGCUCCUUGUGGUGCCCUCCACUCUGUAUCUCGGCCUCCGAGCACUCUUACUCUCGGCCGACCGCCAAAGAAAGGUUCCUCCGUGCAGUGGAUGGAGCUGCCGGAUAAGAGGAGAAACAGCGAGCUGUUUCAGUCCCUCACCAGCGGAGUGGGUCUACGGGAAGGUGGGGGAAGCGGUCUAACCCGGAGGAAGACUCUGGAGAGGCCCUGUGCAGAGGAGGAAAUGAAACAGUGUAUCCGAGAUUUCCGAAAGAUCAAGAUCCCCCCGGCGUUCCCAGAGCGCAAACGGCAGUGGCAAUCAGAACUACUUCAGAAAUAUGGCCUAUAAGGGAAACUCAGGACAGGGGACUGUUUUAAACAGUCCAACCUAUUCACAAUCUCACACAAUAGAUUGUCCAUCAGUCCUUAAAGGCCAUGAUUCACAGUGAGAAACCAAACAAUGAGUAUCGGAAAACAGAAACUUGCCAACAAAACAUGUUCCACUUUGUUCCAUUUUUGUCUAGAUUGACAACACCAUUCAUAUCUUUGAACUAGACCUUAAAAACCUUUCCAAAAGUAGUGACGGAGAACUUUUUGAUGAAGAGCUAUUCCAUUUAAAUGAACCUUUUCAUUGUUCAGAAGGUCUGCAAACAGGGCUCAUAGUAUAUCUCUUUAAAAUACUGAACUGACCGACUAUCUUUGGUGAUCUAGCCAAAGUGGGAGUACAGAUAAAUCCUUGUGGUGUUCAAAAGAGAGAGGCUUCACUGUGCGUUAACUAGUUGUUCCGUUUGGUUCUAUACAAACAAUGCAGAUUUAAUGUAAAUGCGGUUGUCUCUACCAACCUAGUUUCAGAGGUGAAUUUAGAUGUAGAUGAAAUGGUCUUUUAUAUACAUAUAUUAGGGCUACCAAACAAUUAAAAAAAGGUAUUCAAAUUACCAUAUGCUGAUUAAUUCUUCAGAUUGCAAUUACAUAUAUAAGUAUUUGCUAAGAAAAGCCCCAAAGUCUACUGUAGGCUGUUCACAUGGGAUGCGUUCCGUAUGCGGCAUUUUGUAUUUUUUGGUUAAUGUACACUUGUUCUAGAUGGAUGUCUUUGGCCUUUGCAUUGUCUUAUCUGUCAUACCUGUUUUUUCAGUAUAUCACAAAAUCACUUUGUGUCUUUCAUUCAGUUCCAUUCAGUUGCGCCAUCUUGAAGGCAAAAAACAUGUCCUGUGUGAGCGGCUCUUUACUCAUUCUGUGCUGCUUGCUCUUGGGUAAGUUUGGUGAUUAAAUGUUCAUUUUUAAUGAAUUAGUAAAUUACUAUUAAAUUGACAGUCAUAAUAUAUAUAUAAAUAUAUUUAAAUAUUUAAAAAUAUAACUUUAUAUUUGCUGAGAAUCAUGAAGCUAGAAUUGGAAGGUACGAUGAAUACACUACACAUAAUCUAAGAGAGGAUAUUGCAGUUUUAUAUCUGCAAUGUAAAAUAAGCACAGAUAUAUAAUAUAAUAGAUGCAUUUUCUUCUCAUUCCACCCCUUUAAAUGACCUAAUUGUUGCAUUUAUAUGAUGGGCCACUAUGAACAUCAUCUCUGCACUGGUUCUUCUGUAUGUGAAGUUUCUCAGAAUGAUGCAUAGAAAUUGUCUAUUGUCUGGGCCACUUUUGCUAUGACAUUCUGUUAAGUGCCAUUCAUGUUCUAAAGUGUUUGUGUGUGUGUGCUUCUGUACACACUCUUUUCUUUAAUGUGAAUUUCUAUAGAGCCUUUUGUGAAGGAAAUUUUAUUUGAGAUCACAAAAAAAGAAGGAAAAAAGUGUUGCUACAAAUUAUUCAUAAAAAGCCAAUUGUUGGUUCCAGGGCCAGACGAGAUGAAGAUUAGCACCAGAACCCUUAACUUAUAGUCAACUUGCAUUGUAUUAUAAUACAGUGCAAGUUGACUUCCAAAGAUGUAUGUCCAUGAUCCAGCUCUCGUUGGUUCCUUUACAGUUUAUCUCACUGCAAAACAUUAAUGGGAAAUCAUCUUUAAAGGGUUAGUUCACCCAAAAAUGAAAAUGAUCCCAUGAUUUACUCACCCUCAAUCCAUCCUAGGUGUAUAUGACUUUCUUCUUUCAGUCAAACAGAAUUGGAGAAAUACCACAAUCGGAGAUAUAUUUAAAAAUAUCCUUGCUCCUCCAAGCUUUAUAAUGGUUGUCAACAUUUUGAAGCCAAAAAAGUGCAUCCAUCCAUCAUAAAAGUAAUCCAAACGGCUCCAGGGGGUUUAUUAAGGCCUUCUGAAGUGAAGCAAUGGGUUUUUGUAAGAAGCAUAUCCAUAUUUAAAACGCGUCAAUUUGCAGCGGAAGAGUAACUCUGACCCGACGCAUGAUGUAGUGACGGAAGCAGAAGCACAGAGGAUAGAGCAAAACAAAACACUGGUCAUGAAUUAGAAGUCUAAAACGAUAAUUUUUAAAGAGAAAUGUCAGAAGAUUUCAAUAUAAGAGAAGAGGAGCUUGAGUGUGUUGCACAGCCCUAUUUGUUUGAACCGCGAGAGGCGUCUAAGCUUAUGCUACUCCUACAUCCUACAUCAUACAUCGCGUCAGGGGUUACUCAUUUGGCACAAGUCGCCUUGUGCAGUAUGUGUGCGGUCGUCCGCUGGAAGCUAGUUAUUUGAAUUUAUAAAGUUUUAAAUAUGGACAUUUUUCUUACAAAAAUGCACCGUUUCGCUUCUAAAGGCCUUUAUUAACCUGCUGGAGCCGUAUGGAUUAUUCUUUUUAAUGGAUGGAUGAAUUUUUUUGGGCUUCAAAAUCUGGCUCCCCCUUUACUACCAUUAUAAAGCUUGGAAGAGCCAGGAUAUUUUUAAGUAUAUCUCUGAUUGUGUUCGUCUGAAAGAAAAUAGUCAAAUACACCUAGAAUGGCUUGAGGGUGAGUAAAUCAUGGGAUAAUUUUCAUUUUUGGGUGAACUAUCCUUUUAAGAACUGAUCUUGUUGACACAGAUUAAUUCUAGUCUAAGUUUGAGCAUAGCAAGAUUUAUUUUUAAAUGGAAAUAGCCAUGGCGUUGAGCCAGUAGUUUAAUCCACGUGCUGAAAAUGGUUCCAAGAUUUUGUUUAUGGCAGAGCGUCAUCCCAGACUCGGGGAAUGAUCUUUCCAUCUGCCGUAGGCUGCGUAUCAAAUGUCAGUGAGCAUUGUGCAUUUCCAUCUCCAUAUAGACUUGUAUUUGAGAGAUGUUAGAUGAUCGCCCUCCAAUUGAUGUGUACGGUGUUCUGCAUACGUUUAAAGCACAAUAUUCUGUAAAUGCUGGUUUGAGACAUGACAUGGUCUCAAUCCAGGACACAGGUUUGAAAAGCACAAGGCACAGUUGAUUCUGUCAUCCUAGAAAUAUAAUGUUUAAUGGGUUUAAAUCAGGACUUAGUGUUAGUCUGCUGUGAAACCUGAAAUGCUCCAAUUUGUAAAGACAUUAGUUAUCUGUUGAUUUGCCUCAGUGUCCUGUAAUAAAAGUGUCAUGUUAUGAAUGGG
Messenger RNA from Ctenopharyngodon idella (grass carp), 5210 nucleotides. It is a transcript of the gene kctd8, whose product is annotated as potassium channel tetramerization domain containing 8. Gene Ontology annotation, biological process: regulation of G protein-coupled receptor signaling pathway; protein homooligomerization. Gene Ontology annotation, molecular function: protein binding. The transcript is spliced from 2 exons. The record is from RefSeq and is a predicted model, not a curated record. The coding region runs from base 742 to 2103 and encodes 453 amino acids. Lineage: Eukaryota; Metazoa; Chordata; Actinopteri; Cypriniformes; Xenocyprididae.